ACCCAACCCGAGCCCCAAAACCCUAACCCUCUCUCUCUCUCUCUAUUAAAGCUUCCGCGUGAAGAGAGAGAGAGGCCACCGCGACGACGCGAGCGCACGCACCUCCAUCCACUCCUCGCGCACGGUCCUGAGAGAUGGCAGCGGCGGCGGCGCGUGGAGCCGAGAGGGUUGCGGGGGCGUCGGCGGUGGCCUUUAUGGCCGUCGCGGCCGCAGCCGCCGCGGCGGAAAGAUUUCUGGCUGUGCUCGCGCUCGCGAUGAAAGCUGUGAGUGAUGGUGCAGAUAUAUUUAAUGAGGACCAACAAUCGAUCUACAAGCUACUUGGCAGAAUCAAAUCCGAAACUACCCCUGAGAACAAGGAUGGGUCAGACGAUGACGACGAUGAUGAAGACGAAGAUGAUGAUGAUGAAGGUGGUGACGAUGAUGAUGCUGAGGAGGACUUCUCUGGGGAAGAAGGGGGUGAGGAUGAAGAAGAUGAGGAUGAUGACCCUGAGGCAAAUGGUGAUGGAGGGAGCGAUGAUGAAGAUGAAGAUGACGACGACGGUGGUGAUGAAGAUGGUGACGAUGAUGAUGAUGAGGACGAUGAAGACGAUGACGAUGAUGAUGACGAGGACCAGCCUCCUUCCAAGAAGAAGAAAUGAGCUAGCCUCCUCCAUCCUGCAUCUGUCCUCAACUUAUUUCAGUCUGUUGUGUUGUUUAGAUGAUGAACAGGUUUGGGACCUUUGUAGCUUGUGGUUUGGGUUGUUUGGGUCUCUCAAUAGGAGUAGGAAAACAUUGACAUCUGAUGUUAAUCUGUUCUCUUGUGUUUUGCCUUUGUGCAUGUAGUCGUAAAAUGUUGCGGUGUGUUACUGGAGAUGUGAUUCUAUCAU
Messenger RNA from Oryza brachyantha (malo sina), 866 nucleotides. RefSeq names its product prostatic spermine-binding protein-like. The record is from RefSeq and is a predicted model, not a curated record. NCBI's taxonomy places the organism in Eukaryota, Viridiplantae, Streptophyta, Magnoliopsida, Poales, Poaceae. The transcript is spliced from 4 exons. The coding region runs from base 135 to 638 and encodes 167 amino acids.